Messenger RNA from Aspergillus pseudonomiae, 3369 nucleotides. RefSeq names its product SLC26/SulP family anion transporter. Gene Ontology annotation, biological process: transmembrane transport. Gene Ontology annotation, molecular function: secondary active sulfate transmembrane transporter activity. Bases 561 to 3092 code for a protein of 843 amino acids. The record is from RefSeq and is a predicted model, not a curated record. The transcript has 3 exons. Gene Ontology annotation, cellular component: membrane. Lineage: Eukaryota; Fungi; Ascomycota; Eurotiomycetes; Eurotiales; Aspergillaceae.
ACUUUCCUCCCCGUAUUGCCUUUCUGUUGCCUCUUCCUGAUCAUCUUUCUUUAUCCGGUGGACGUCAGGUUCCUACGCCACCGAACGCUGGCUGACCCUCUCGCGCCUCUGAUAAUCCCAUGUUUUCUUUUUCCUUGCUUCGUAUUGUGAUUUAAGAUUAAAUUACAUCUCUCGAUUCGGUUUAAACAACUGCAGAAUUAGUGGGAUUUUAAAGUGCUGUUGUGGGAAGCUAACAUUUCGACUUCCCUGCUCCGGAUCACGACAUCGCUCUUGGCUGUCCCGUCAUUUCACCUUAAAUUUAUCCACUCUGCCGCAUUUUCCUCGAUAUUCAAUUCUCCACAGGCUCUGACUAUGGACCUUGUUUAAACACAGUGUUACAUCAGCCUCUCUUAUCAACGUCUUCUGUGCUCUUCUUUUCUUCCUUCCUCCAUCCGGCCUUCUUCCAAGUCACCCUACUGCUGUUUGACCUCAUACUUCCUGGAUUCCGAAGAACCACGGGGUGAUCUAUAGUGGUAGACUUUGGGCAGUCCCGCCCCAAUCCUACAUCAACUCCGGAGACCAUGUCGGGCGAUCUCAAAACCAAAGUUGGCCACGGCGUGGCCAAGGCCUUGGGAAUCAAGCUCCCCUAUCGUGACCCUUUGGGAGCUGGUGCUGACCCAGUCACCCGGGGCGAGUCGAUGUUCUCCGUCGGCACCAUUGACACAUAUUCCUAUCUGGAGCCCGAACCCACGUCCGCCGAAUGGCUGAAGGAGAUCUGCCCUUCCUGGGCUCAGGUAGGCAGCUAUUUCUACAGACUAUUCCCUUUCCUCUCGUGGAUUACGAGGUACAACUUGCAAUGGCUUCUGGGAGAUAUGAUUGCCGGUGUCACGGUCGGUGCCGUGGUGGUUCCGCAGGGAAUGGCCUAUGCUAAACUGGCAAACUUACCGGUAGAGUUUGGUCUCUAUUCCUCGUUCAUGGGUGUUCUCAUUUAUUGGUUUUUCGCCACCUCAAAAGAUAUCACCAUUGGUCCGGUGGCUGUCAUGUCUACCCUGACAGGUACGAUAGUGGCCGAGGCGCAGAAGAAGAUCCCGGAUGUCGAGACGCAUGUAAUCGCAUCCUGUUUGGCUGUCAUUUGUGGCGCCGUCGUUUGCGCUAUGGGCCUGCUCCGACUCGGAUUCAUCGUGGAUUUCAUUCCUCUACCGGCAAUUUCUGCUUUCAUGACGGGUUCUGCCAUCAACAUCUGCUCCGGCCAGGUCAAGGAUAUGCUUGGAGAGACGGCCAGUUUUUCGACGAAAGAUUCUACAUACAUGGUUAUCAUCAACACCCUCAAGUAUCUUCCCACCGCAAAAAUUGAUGCCGCCAUGGGUGUCAGUGCUUUGGCGAUGCUGUACAUUAUCCGCUCGGGUUGUAACUAUGGCGCGAAGAAGUUUCCCCGUCACGCCAAGGUUUGGUUCUUCGUUUCGACUUUGCGGACAGUGUUUGUGAUCUUGUUCUAUACGAUGAUCAGUGCCGCGGUCAACCUGCACCGACGGGAUCAUCCGCGAUUCAAGCUCCUGGGCAGCGUUCCUCGUGGUUUUCAACAUGCGGCUGUCCCGCAGGUGAAUGCGAGGAUCAUCAAGACUUUUGCGAACGAGCUGCCUGCUUCGAUUAUUGUCCUCCUGAUCGAACACAUUGCGAUCUCGAAAUCCUUCGGUCGUGUCAACAACUAUACCAUUGAUCCAUCCCAGGAGCUGGUUGCUAUCGGUGUGUCGAACUUGCUUGGGCCGUUCCUUGGUGGAUACCCUGCGACUGGAUCGUUCUCCCGAACUGCAAUCAAAUCGAAAGCUGGUGUCCGCACCCCACUCGCCGGUGUUAUCACUGCCAUUGUUGUCCUCCUCGCCAUUUACGCUCUGCCCGCGGUCUUCUUCUACAUCCCGAAAGCUUCCCUUGCUGGAGUCAUUAUUCAUGCGGUCGGUGACCUCAUCACCCCACCAAACACCGUGUACCAGUUCUGGCGCGUGUCCCCCCUGGAUGCCAUCAUUUUCUUUAUCGGCGUGAUCGUGACCAUCUUCACCACGAUUGAGAUCGGCAUCUACUGUACCGUUUGUGUGUCUGUUGCCAUUCUGUUGUUCCGCGUCGCCAAGGCCCGCGGCCAAUUCUUAGGAAGAGUCACGAUUCACUCAGUGAUUGGUGACCACCUGGUACAGGAUGAUGGGAAAUAUGGGUCUGCCAACUCCCCCCAUUCUGACAGCGAUGACAAAGACGGAUUGAGUCGGUCGAUUUUCUUGCCUAUCAACCACACGGACGGAUCGAAUCCCGACGUGGAGGUGCAGCAACCUUACCCUGGUAUCUUCAUCUACCGGUUCUCCGAAGGAUUCAACUACCCCAAUGCCAAUCACUACACCGAUUAUCUGGUCCAGACUAUUUUCAAGCAAACUCGUCGCACCAAUCCGUUCUCCUACGGUAAACCGGGUGAUCGGCCAUGGAAUAAUCCAGGCCCUCGCAAGGGCAAGUCCGAAGCAGACCACUCGCAUUUGCCCAUCCUGAAGGCUGUCAUCCUGGACUUCUCAUCCGUCAACAAUGUUGAUGUGACCUCCGUCCAGAACCUCAUCGAUGUCCGCAACCAACUCGAUCUCUACGCUUCGCCCAAGACUGUGCAAUGGCACUUUGCGCAUAUUAACAACCGCUGGACGAAACGAGCCCUUGCCGCAGCUGGGUUCGGCUUCCCAUCUCCGGAUGCGGGUGAAGGGUUCCAUAGGUGGAAGCCCAUUUUCAGCGUGGCUGAGAUCGAAGGUAGUGCCUCUGCUGCAGCUCAUGCAGAGAUGGUGAACAACGAACACGCCCAGCAUGCUAUCAAGAGCGAAGACCUCGAGCAUGGCCUCAAGCACCAUUCCGAGACCACCGAGCGUGAGACCCACGGCAUCGAAGAAUCGUCCGAUGCCAGCAGCACCCAGGACGACAAGUUGCAACGGGACCUGAAGGACAGCAAGGCCUACCGCAGUCGCCGACGAGUCGCCAUGGUGCAGGGUCUCAACCGGCCAUUCUUCCACAUUGACCUGACGAGUGCACUGCAGAGCGCCUUAGCCAACGCGGGCGAGGACCUGGACCCUACCAUGAAUGUCCUUGAUGCAUAGUCGGUUUUUUUUUUUUUACUUUGUUUUGCCACAUAUGAUACUCCCUGGUCGGAGUCCACCUUUAUACUGCCUCGAGAAGGGCCUUUGACUUCUGUUAUAUAAUGUUUGUUUCAAGCGAGUCCACCUACACUGUGUUGCUUUGAUUGAAGUUGGUUGGAAUCGUUGAUAGGCACCUACAUAUACCCCCCCCUGACAUCUGGCUUUCGUGUAUAUAUAUAGACUUUUCUUGAUGCACAUAUACAUCGUCAUCCAUAUACGUGCAGUCUUCAAAACUUUG